GAGGACGGUAGUCUAGAUCUUGCUUGCCCCAGCAGAUCGCCUAACGCGUGUACGGGAACCCCAGUCAUACCCAGCAGAACUGCUAACGAAAAGCGUUACAGCGCCUGGGACCAACCCAGCUAGAGGAGACACCCGCCGCGGACCCUAGCGCCACGAACCACCUUCACCCCACCAGAGGUUAUCGUUGCGACCUCACCAUCCAUUCAACCUGACCACGCUUGGCGGCCCAACCUCGAAACCACUCCUCAGACAUCUUUGCCCACGUUCGUCGUUCACCUCUCCCGGCGCCCUCGCAGCUCCUAUUCUCUGGCCUCCCCUUCCGUUGAGGACGAGCUCGAGUUGAAGAGUCCAAGACCAGCACGGGAUCCUUAGAGACUUGAAGCGAAACACCAGUCGACACACCAGCGGGCCCCUUCCUCCCAAACGCAAACGCUCGCGGUUGUUUCGGCCUCCACAACCUACGAGUGCCCGUAUCAGAGGCCUCGUGGUAAUCUGAACAGACAGUCAACGAGAGGCGCGACGACCCUCAUCAAGGUCAUCUUAGGAGCAACGACAGACAACACAUUUUACGAUGGCUGAUCCUUUUGCGCCGCGCUCUAUGAAGCGCAAGAACGUCAAAGGCCUCGCCUUGACCCCCGCCGCUCCCAAGCCGCCACCGACCGCCGAGAACGCCAAUUUCAGUCACUCGAGGAACAACCAGUCUGAAGACACCUCAGCACAGCUGGAGAUCGGCAUCGAGUUCAACCUCGACCUGCGCCCAGAGGAUCUCGAGAUCAUCAAGGACCUUGGCUCGGGCAACGGCGGCACCGUGAGCAAGGUGAAGCACAUUCCGACCAACACCACCAUGGCCCGCAAGGUCAUUCACGUCGAGGCGAAGCGAGAGAUGCGCAAGCGUAUUGUUCGAGAACUCCAGAUCAUGCACAACUGCCAUUGCGAGCACAUCGUUACGUUCUACGGUGCCUUUCUCAACGAUAACAACGAUGUGAUCAUGUGUAUGGAGUACAUGGACGUUGGUUCUCUCGAUCGCGUCUCCCGAGUUUUUGGCCCUGUCCGCGUCGAUGUCUUGGGCAAAAUUGCAGAAGCGACGCUCGGUGGCCUGACCUACCUCUACUACAAACACCACAUCAUGCACCGAGACAUUAAACCCUCCAACAUCCUUGUCAACUCGCGUGGCCAUAUCAAGCUCUGCGACUUUGGUGUGUCUGGAGAGCUGAUCAACUCUGUCGCGGACACAUUUGUGGGCACUUCCACAUACAUGGCCCCGGAGCGAAUCCAGGGUGAAAAAUACACGGUCAAGUCAGACGUUUGGAGUUUUGGCCUGUCCAUCAUGGAGCUUGCCAUCGGGAAAUUCCCUUUUGCCGCCAGCGAGCAGCUGUCGGAUGCGGAGGCAGCCCCGGCUGGUAUUCUAGACCUGCUCCAGCAGAUUGUGCACGAGCCAGCGCCUAAGCUGCCCAAGAGUGAUGCUUUCCCGCAGAUCCUGGAGGAUAUGAUUCAGAAGUGUCUCUUGAAGACACCAGAUGAUCGGCCAACGCCCCAAGAACUCUACGAUCGCGACCCGUUCGUUCAGGCCGCGAAGAGGACACCGGUUGAUUUGAGAGAAUGGGCAGUCAGCCUGAUGGAGAGGGACAACCGGAAAUCUCAUCUUGCUCCUCAGCUCUCACCAGGUACUCAGGAGCUCUUGAGAUCCAACAACUCUCCAGACGGCGCCGCAGAGGAUCGUGCAUUGGCGACACCCACGUCAGGUGAGAUCCCCAUCGUGGGUGCUUUACUCCAGUCACCUCGUGACCAAUAUAACAGCGCAUCGAACCGAUCACCGACGCGAAGCGACCGGGGGCCAGGGAGCAGCUCAGCUGGCCGACCAGGUGGACCGCCUGUUCAUCCGGGACUUGGAUCACGCGUAAGCACGACAAACUCGAUCCCGAAAAUGGCUCCGCCUCCACCUCCGCGUCCCGGUCGUCACAGCCCCAAUCUUUCAGCCGGCUCGGGCAGCGGCAGGCAGGCUACCUUUGCCUUGCCCGUGCGUCCUGCUCCUGCCGGACCCCUUCCGAACCCACCGAUGCGGAAGCAGACGCCGGACGAGACAACAAGCGGCAGGGGGCCAAUGCGGCGGCAGGCGACCUGGGGUGCUUCGUCGGGCUCGAUGGGUGCCCAGGGGAUGGGUGGAUAUCCAGCAAACCAAGUAAGGCGCGAAUAGGAUCCGCUUUCCUUACUCUCAUAUCAUCUGGACAGCAUCUCCCCGCAUCGCGAGAGAGAGCCUGUCAUUCCCAUCACCUAUCCAAGUCUCCUUUUCCAUUACCUGUACUCAACCCAGGACCAAUCCGUCAUAUCUCUCUACUACCAAGCAUCUUCGUUCUCCUCUCUUGUGGAGACUGGUCCUUCCGAAAGAGAUCUUACCACUGCAGCCAGCUCUCCAUUCUCGUCACUCUAGCAUCUCCUCGGAGUACUCGGCUUUGAACUCAGCAGCUCUAGCGAAGGGCAAGGUCGAUGUUAGCACUGUUUCACAACAGACUGUCGGCUUGUGGAACGGAGGGUACUUCUGCUCGUCGUUCUCCUUUCUUUUUCUUCGUGUGGAUGGCAUCAGAGUAGUUUUGCAAGGAUUUAUUUUUGUUCAAGGACGACCGAAACAUUCAAGCACCUUUGUUGUGGCCAGCGAGCAUAAUCAAGAUUUGUUGGACAGAUGCAUUGUCGUCUAGGAUAGCAAUACCAGAUCCGUUGAGACGCAGAGUAAGCGAGCCUCAAGGCUCUAGGGGUUCAUUGAACGGUCUACGCUAGACGGGGGCAAAUAAUACGGUUGUUUGGUUGAG
This is a messenger RNA of Cryphonectria parasitica EP155, 2804 nucleotides long. RefSeq lists its product as uncharacterized. The coding region runs from base 572 to 2194 and encodes 540 amino acids. Gene Ontology annotation, biological process: protein phosphorylation. The record is from RefSeq and is a predicted model, not a curated record. The transcript has 4 exons. Lineage: Eukaryota; Fungi; Ascomycota; Sordariomycetes; Diaporthales; Cryphonectriaceae. Gene Ontology annotation, molecular function: protein kinase activity; ATP binding.